CUGUGGUCUUGACAAGCGCUGCCUGGGCUCCGCCGGCUCAGUAAUAACUGAGUGACCUUUUCUUUGGCUGUAUUAUGUCUGGCUGGGAAGGGAUUGCAUUUUGCAGCUGAGAGCCGGGGCUUCCUUCAGCUCGGCUCCUUGCGUGCUGCUGGGGAGAAGCGCUACAAAGCAGCCACUGUGCUUUCUGAACCGCCUCCCCCUGUAUCGCUUAAUUGAGAAGGUAUACAAAUGCUCUCAGUCCAGCCAGACACCAAGCCGAAAGGUUGUGCUGGCUGCAACCGAAAGAUCAAGGACCGGUAUCUUCUAAAGGCCCUGGACAAGUACUGGCAUGAAGACUGCCUGAAGUGUGCCUGCUGUGACUGUCGUUUGGGAGAGGUGGGCUCCACCCUGUACACUAAAGCUAAUCUUAUCCUUUGUCGCAGAGACUAUCUGAGGCUCUUCGGUGUGACGGGAAACUGCGCUGCCUGCAGCAAGCUCAUCCCCGCCUUUGAGAUGGUGAUGCGCGCCAAGGACAACGUUUACCACCUGGACUGCUUCGCAUGUCAGCUUUGUAACCAGAGAUUUUGUGUUGGAGACAAAUUUUUCCUGAAGAAUAACAUGAUCCUUUGCCAGACGGACUACGAGGAAGGUUUAAUGAAAGAAGGUUAUGCACCCCAGGUUCGCUGAUCUGUCAACAUCGCCCAUUAAGAAUACAAAGCACUAAUCCUUUUAUCUUUUUUGCUCUACAUGUAUAUAAGAAUUGACACAGGAACCUACUGAAUAGCGUAGAUAUAGGAAAGCAGGAUGGAUAUAUGAAAUAAAAGGGGGACUGCAUCUGUAUGUAGUGAAAUUGCCCCAGUUCAGAGUUGAAUGUUUAUUAUCAAAGAAAAAAGUAAUGUACAUAUUGCUGGAUUUUUUGCUUGCUAUUUGUUUUUGUGUCACUUGGCAUGAGAUGUUUAUUUUGGACUAUUGUACAUAAUGUAUUUGAAGCACAAAUGUAAUACAGUUUUAUUGUGUUACCAUUUGUGUUCUGUUUGCUUCUUUGUAUUGUUGCAUUUAGUACAAUCAGUGUUUAAACUUACUGUAUAUUUAUGCUUUCUGUAUCUACCAGCUAUUUUAAAUGAGCUGUAACUUUCUAGUAAAAAAGUUGAAGAGCAAAUCUCACUGAUGAUACACAUAUAGAUAAAGCAAGUCUAUUGACAUUUAAAAGACUAAAAAAUAAAGACAAACACAAAGCAUUUUAAGCAACAUUCACUAUUAUUGCCACUAUGAUUUAGCCUAUCAGUGUUCUCAUUAUAAUCCCCUAUUUUCAGGGGGUUAAGAUCAGCUUUAAAAAAUGCAUAAAAAUUUCAUCUUAAAGCACUUUCAUUUUAUACCAACGUGAAAAGUGCCACUUUUAGAAUAACUUUAAAGCUUAGUUAUCCUUUUAAUAUUCUUGUGUGUGUGCGUGUGCGUGUGUGUGUGUGCUCUUUACCUAUAUUAUGGCUUUGUUUGUUUGUUUGUUUGUUUGUUUUCAGCCAUUCACCCCUUAUGUGAACUAGUGCCUUUGGGUAUCAUGUAAAUUUUUUUCCAAAGGGUUACUUUAAAAAAGUGUUACCGCAAUUAUGAAAUAAUUUAAAAUGAUUAAUUAAAUUUCUUGUACAAAUUUUGCCCAGAUCUCUCCAUAACAGCUAAGUGUUUAAUGACUUUAUGGCUUGAUACAUUUCUGGCACUAAAAGGAUUUGAGUGUGAAUCUACUGAAAUCAUGAUAAUGCACAUUGAAGCUAUGAUGAUAUUUGAGUAGUGAGGUUACCUUUGAUCGAGCAACAGAGCGCUCAUAGAAUCUUCUAGAAGAAGAGAAACAAAGGGAUUGAUAAAAAGCUGAGAACUGGUAAUUAUAUAUUUUUCUGUAUUUACCUGCCACUUAUUUUAAUGUUGAAAAGUGAACACUUUAAAGUUUGAUGUGUCUUACUCUUGCUUUCUUUAAGUAAUUGCCCACUCAGUAUACAUCACACUUGAGCUGAAAUCUUUGCUCCAUUUUUUAAAGGUGAAAUAUUAUUCCCUUACCUACAUGAGAGCUGAUAAAGAAGAAAACUUUCUAGAAACAGAAAUUGUGAAGACUGAUUAUUUAAAUUACAUUUUAAGAAAUUAAAAUAAGUCUAUAAUCCCCUCUUCUGGGUUGCUCACACUUUGCUUUCUUUGCUUCUGUUCCCUGUGGUUUUUCUUUAUUUUUUUCUUGAUCACUUGUAUAGGAAACAAUAUUUCCCAGUGUUAUUUGCAUACAUAUUUUGUCCUGCCUAUAUAUGUAUUGCAGAUGAAAAUGAAGUGCGAUACCUGAAUUCUUGGUUUGGGGCUAAAAUAUUAAGCUGCAAAUAAUGCUGGUGUGGCUUUUGAGUUGUUUUAAAAACAAAGCUUUAUUAUGGACAUGCAUGUGAAUCUGGAUAUUGCCUCUCAUUUUUAAGAAAACAAUUCUGUGAAAAGUGAAUGAUAUGUAUUUUUACCAAUGCUUCAUGGUUAAGAGUGUUCAAGUCACGUGUCUCCAAAAUUCGAGAUACACUGAAAAAAGAAUUUCAAAAAUAGCUAUUUGGGGCCCAUGAUAUAACUAUUGUUUUAGCCUUAGAGCCUUACAUUUGUUUCAUGAAAAGACUUGCAUAGCCAAAACCAAAAACAGCAAAACAGAACAGAAGAGAACAAAUGGAUGCGGGGGAAAUAGCGAGAAGUGGUUUUCAUGACCCUGCAGCCCUGCUCGUCCCCUUUAAGAGUUGCUUGACAUUCAUGUGGAUGUACAGUUUUAAUUGUCAGUACCUUUUUUCAAAUGAUCUUUUAAAUAUUUAAAUGGUUUUGCAUAUGUUAAGAUCAAUAUGUCAAAAUACCUGUAAACUGGGAACAAACUGUCCUUGGCACCCAAAGACCAAACGUUUUUGACUGCCUUUUAUUUUGCAUAAUCCUUUGGGAAUUAAUUCUUACGCCUUUCCUACGAACUUAAUUACUCUCCUAGAUUAAAGAUUAAGGCCUUAAUCUCCAUAGAUUAUCUUUAAUCUCUAUGAACCUGUGAAACAAGACAGAAAUAGGCCAUUUUAUAACUAAUUGCCCGUAAAGUGUAGCAUUUUUGACCUGAAGUACUAAGCUAAUUGUUUUGACUAUUCAAAGUCCCUGAAUUGUUGUCAACUUUCCUCUUUGUGUGGUGUAGCCCUGAUGUCACUUAGCUUGUUAUCUGAUGCCUCCAGUAGGACACCUCCAAUGGAGCUUUGAUUUCUCAAGCAGGGAAAGCUCCCUUCCUAACGUGCAUCACAUAGAGGCCGCCUCUGAUGAAGGACCAGGCACCUCCAGUCCACCAGAAUGCUGGCUGAGUUUAAAAGCUGACCUGUGUUUGUAAUUUCACUUUCAUCUUGCUUAAUAAAUAUCUGCUGGCAUCUUUCAUUCAUUUUUUA
Molecule: messenger RNA, 3389 nt
Organism: Miniopterus natalensis
Lineage: Eukaryota; Metazoa; Chordata; Mammalia; Chiroptera; Miniopteridae
Gene: LMO3
Product: LIM domain only 3
Biological process (GO): positive regulation of transcription by RNA polymerase II
Cellular component (GO): nucleus
Molecular function (GO): transcription coactivator activity; DNA-binding transcription factor binding
Source: RefSeq, a predicted model, not a curated record